Molecule: messenger RNA, 1903 nt
Organism: Eutrema salsugineum
Lineage: Eukaryota; Viridiplantae; Streptophyta; Magnoliopsida; Brassicales; Brassicaceae
Product: membrane-bound transcription factor site-2 protease homolog
Exons: 7
Coding region: 51-1634 (527 amino acids)
Biological process (GO): regulation of response to endoplasmic reticulum stress; membrane protein intracellular domain proteolysis
Cellular component (GO): membrane; cytoplasm
Molecular function (GO): metalloendopeptidase activity
Source: RefSeq, a predicted model, not a curated record
CUCUAACAUAAACCAUCAUCGCCUGAGAAACAACCAAUCUGAAUUUUCCGAUGGAAAUCUCAGGACGACGAGUGAGAAGAUUUAGGAUAAGAUUCGGAAGAAACCGCCUCGCCGGCACCGACGGCGGCGAAAACAAUGACGGUUCCGUCCUCCCUCUGCGACACGGCGGAGAUACGGAAAGCGAAGCCUCGUGUUGCUACUGCGAUCUCAAGAUCUCGAUGUUCAACGAACCCAUCUCCCGCCUUGGACGGCGAUUCUCCGGCGUGAUGAAAAUCUGGUUCUCAAUCGGAGUCGGAUUCGGCGUCGCCUCUCUUCUCCUCGUUACCCUCUUCCUUCUCCUUCAAUUCCACUCUAACCCACUCUCCAACAGCCUCGCUUCCGCCGUAUUCGGAUUCUCUCCAUCAACGCGUGUAUCACUUUCCGGCCUCGUUUACGUAUUCGUUUCCACUGUUAUUACUGUUUUAGUUCAUGAACUUGGCCAUGCUCUUGCUGCUGCUAGUGAAGGGAUACAGAUGGAAUACAUUGCCGUUUUCAUCGCAGCUAUAUUUCCGGGAGGUCUUGUAGCUUUCGAUCAUGAUCUCUUACAAUCACUUCCAAGCUUUAAUGCUCUUCGUGUUUACUGUGCUGGUAUUUGGCAUAAUGCUGUGUUCUGUGUACUCUGCGCGUUCGCUUUGUUUCUCUUGCCUGUGAUGUUGUCUCCGUUCUACAAGCAUGGGGAAAGCCUCGUGGUUGUGGGAGUGCCUUCUAAGUCGCCGUUGUUUGGUUACUUGUCUCCUGGAGAUGCUAUCGUGUCCUUGGAUGGCAUACGCGUCCAUAAACCUAGCGAGUGGCUUGAACUGUCAGCGAUUUUGGAUAAGAAAAACAGCGAAACUCUCAAUGCUUCCUUGAAUACUGGAGGCUCAAGGAGGUUUCAUCACGGGAAGGGUUACUGUGUCCCUAUCUCUUUGAUUGAAGAAGGGUUCAAGGGGAAAAUGGUUGAGCAACAAUAUGUUUGUCGUGAUGAUCUCACUCCAUUUCUACCAAUGCCAUGCUCAGAUGCAACGCUAAAAGACUUUUCCGUUUGUUUGGAUGCAAAGGAUAUCGUUAAGCUUAGCAAAUGUGGUGAUGGAUGGGUGACAACAUCAGACACUGAUACUAAAAGUGACUGCGUAUGUUCACAGGGUGAGUGGUGUUUACAAGCAAUCCAAUCUCCAGGUGUUUCAUGGACAGAAAUCACUUAUAGAAGAACCUCAUCACACGAGUGUUCUGGACUUGGUCUGGAUUUCAAUAGCUCGAACUGUCUUGGGACGUUUGUAUUUGUCGGUGAUCUGAUUGCCAUGUCACGUUCAGUUCAUCUAACCGCAUACCAACCUCGUUCGUUAUUUAACUUAUUUGGAAAAUCCUUACCGGAUAUCCUAGAGAGGAGCUUGACCUGCACAUUCCAUGUCUCUCUUGCACUAGUCCUUCUGAACAGUUUACCGGUGUAUUAUCUUGAUGGUGAAUCCAUUUUAGAGUCUAGUCUCCAGCAUCUCACUUGGUUAACCCCAAGAAAGAAGAAGAAAGCACUUCAAGUUUGCCUUUUUGGAGGGAGUCUCCUCUCUCUCCUUGCCUUCCUCAGAAUCUUCCUCAUCGGUUUACCUCUGAACCGAUGGUAAAUGCCCGCAAUUUUGAAUCUCAAUUCAACAUUUUCUCAAAUCUUUACGACACGAUUGGUCUUUCAUUCGAGGCCAAAAGUAGCUCGAGUGCCUUGAACAUAUGGAGUGGAUGCAAACUGCACUCAGAUUUGCGGGUUAACAUAUACCGGAAAGGAAUCAUGGAAACUUAUGUUGAGAUUGGUCAUUUUUUAUCUCACUCACUGUAUGUAUUUGUAUAGGAUCAGGGUAGUUUUAAAAUGUUGUUGUAAUUUUCUGUUUGUUUUAUUUGU